AGACAGGCCUGCGUUGGUGUCUUCAAUCAUUGACCACGAAAAAAACACCAAUUUUCGUGAUGUGAUUCACUCUUUCUUAUACAAUCUGCAUUUCCUAGGCAAGAUAAGAACUCAAAUUAUCGCUCUGUCGACGGAAAAUGCUUCAAGAAGCUUUCAAAAUUGAAAAAACAAAGGUUUGAACACCAAAAUUGUGUUGGAAUAUGGGAGCAUUUCAAUCAAAACACACACCAAUUCGACGUGUUUUUUCCCAGUUUGGAUAAAACCAGACAUCUAUGGCCAUACCAGUGUUUUCAUAUCCUGGUGAACUGUUGCACCAGGCAGCCAUCUUUGAUCAGAGAGACUUCCUCAAAUCUUUACUUCAGUCUGGUGUUCAGGGCGACGCUAACUCCAAGGAUCCCAGAGGACUCACGCCAGUACACACCGCUGCUCUGCAUGAUAGCGCUCAGUGUCUGGAGGAGUUAUUAGGACCAUGGAAAGGGGAUCCCAAUGCAGUCUCUGGUCCACAAGACAACUGCUCAACACCUUUACAUCUUGCUGCAAGAAAUGGCCACCUGAAGUGUUUGAAACUCUUAGUUGACAGCAAAGGUGAUGUUUCAAAGAAGAACAAGACUGGCAAGACAGCAAGAGAGGUUGCCAUAAGUGAAAACCACUAUGAAUGCGCAGACUACUUAAAGAAUGUAGAAGAAAUACAAAAAGCUGUCAGGGAAGAAGAGUGUUGCCAAGAACUUUUUCUUGCCUGUACUAUUGGGGAUUUUGAGAAAGUUUCUACAUUAAUACCUGAAAUUAGUCAGAUCAACGUCAACCGACUGUUCCAUGGAGGCAGUACAUUACUUUACAAGGCUGCACAUAAUGGACAUUUAGAAAUUGUACAACUUCUCCUAAACCAUGGUGCCGAUGGAUCUGCUAACACCUACACAGGAAUAACACCAUUAUAUGCGUCAUGUUUCAAUAAACAUGUUAAAGUUACAAAGCUUCUAGCCCAUGCCAUGCCACAUCAUGUAAACACACCUACCAAGAUGGAACACUCAACACCUUUGCAUGUAGCGGCAGGGGAAGGUAGUGUUGACAUCGUCAAAAUACUCAUGCAGGCGCCAGAGGAGGGGACUAGUCCUAUGCUGUGUAAUGGCAUCGACAUCAAUGCUCGUACCUCAAGUGGUAUGACACCCCUUCAUCUUGCUGCAUCAGGCGGCCAUGCUGAGGUGGCCAAGUUGCUGCUCGAGGGGAAACAUUGCUGCAUUCCUCCAUGCUCUGCAAACGUCGGAAUCGAAAUCAACGCUCAAAGCAUCAUGGGACGUACUCCACUCCACGACUCCAUUACCGUGGGACAGAGAGACAUCGUGAAGAUCCUGCUAGAGGCAGGGGCUGAUGUCAACCUAUCUUAUAAUCCUGAUCAAAUAUCGUACACUCAAGAACCUAAGAAUGAGAUAUCACGCGUUGUGCAAAAACUGGCUGAAGAUGUGCGCGAUGAGGAAAAGACACCGCUUGGUAUCGCGUGUGCUCAGGGUGACCUUGAGGUGGUUAGAAUCCUAGUCGAAGCAGGCGCAGUAGAUAUUGGGAACACAUGCGUGGAGAAAGCUUCAAAGGCACUUCAUCACUCUCUGGUACACAUCCUACUUAGUAAAGGUGUCAAUGUUGAUAAUGAGCACAAACUACCCCACCCCUCCCGUGGUAGUCACGCCGAAGAAGUCUGGAGACUAAAUUCGAAUCCUAUCUGCAUCGUGUGGAAUGGAAUGAAACUCAACCAAAUACACCCACAAUGGAUCGUUGACGCUGCUAAGCAAAUCAACCCGCAAGUGGCUUCGGGAAACGUGGGGUUGCACCCAGUAUUAAAAACAAUUACAAGACUCGAUAUCUCAGGCAACGCCCUUAAUAAACUACCUCUAAUAAUCUUUCAAUUACCGUCUUUAAAAGUGUUAAAUAUUUCUGAAAAUUCACUGAAUUCUCUACCGACGCUCCACAAUGGUAGAGUUCGGACGCAGCUCGGGAAUACUUCGGGAAAUCCUAUUAAGUUCCAUUCUUGUGAUAAUAUAACGGAUCGUGUGACUGAAGAAAUAGAAGAUAGUGACUUUAAUUACGCUGAGUCCAGUUGGAAUUGCCCUCAUUUAGAAGAGAUUGAGAUGCACCACAACUCUCUUCCUUCUCUACCGACCUGUAUAUUUGAAUUACCAACUUUACGGUUCUUGAAUGCGUCGUAUAAUGAUAUAGACAGUUUGCCCUUCGCCAURUGGUUCUCGCCGAUGCUCAAGACUUUGGAUCUAAAGGGAAAUUAUUUAAAGACAUUGCCUUUGAGUGACGAAACAAAGAAAAAGGCACAGAAAGCAGGACUAAAGACCUCAACUUUACCAAGACCUCGGCAUGUGUCGAAGAGUAGAGACGAUUUAAGUAAACAGUUAAUCCCUGAGCAAGAAGGUGGACCCAGUGAAGAGAAACCAUCAGAGACGAAAAAAAUAAGCGCAGACGGAUCGAAACCUAAGGACGAUCAUGUACCACAACCAGCCAAACCACAACACCUAAAGAUCUUCUGCCAUAGUAAACUAUGGGGUAAGAAUGGAGUAGAAGAGCUUGAGGACUCCGACGAAGACGAAGACGAGAUUGAACAAACACGAGGACAUGCGUUACUUAAACUUGAUUUAUCACACAACCAAUUCAAAAUAAUCCCCUUGGGCCUGCCUUGCCUGGCAACGAAUCUACAGACUUUGAAUUUAUCUAAUAAUUAUAUAUUUGAGGUCAAAACAUUGGCUUAUUUUCCAACGUCUUUGGCGUCAUUAGACUUGUCGAACAAUCGUCUGGAAGAAAUGUCUCCUCUCUCUACGGAGUUGCCAGUUAAACGGUGUUACGCAGUAGUCGAGAGGCAGAGGGGUGGGCUAGGAAUGAGUACAAGACCGAGGAGCGCAAGUAAAAGUUCACUUAAAGGCCGCGCUUGUCGGCAUCAAAGACACCGCACUCUACCAAAUCUGAAGCGUCUGGAUGUUAACAAUAAUAGCAUUAAAGAAAUGACAUUUUCAAAGAUGGAAGCUAAUGUAACGUCCAACACUCCUACCAGGAGCCAGACUGGGUCUAAGUAUGCAGCGUGGUUUGCUAGUACAGCUAAUGCUAGUACAGUUAUCUAUCCCAGUCUACAGUCGUUGAAUCUAAGCGGGAAUCCCUUGGUAACGUUGCCCAAGACUAUAGGCCUUUUGAGCAAGUUGGGAUCCCUGCAUAUUUCGAAUACCGAGGUUUCAAAGCUGCCACCGGAGAUUGGGCUCUUGUCUGAUUUAUGGGAUCUACAGUACCUGGGUCUAACACUACAGGAUAUUGAAGCUAGUGUAUUGGAACGAAAGAAGACUAAAGAUCUUGUUAGUUAUCUGAGAUCGGUGCUGGAAAGGUCCAGACCGUACCCCUGCAUGAAGCUAAUGUUCGUAGGAGUAUCGAAUAUUGGCAAGACGACCCUACUGAACCAACUAAGACAGGAAGGAACGGGAAGUUAUCAAAGUUCUCCUUCAACGGGAUGGACGGAAAGAAAGAAGAGAAAACGAGGCAGCUCGUUGGGUCGUUCCAAGAAACAAGAAAAGAAUAUUUCCACAGUUGGUGUCGACGUAUCAGACUGGACGUAUCCUAAAAAGAACGAAUUUUUUCGAGGAGAUCAACGUCAAAGCAUCAAGUUUAGUACCUGGGACUUUGGAGGCCAGCGAGAAUACUACGCGACUCAUCAGUGCUUCCUCUCUCAUCGAUCUCUUUAUAUUGUCAUGUGGAAGUUGACUGAGGGAGAAAAAGGUGUGAACGAGAUAGAGCCUUGGUUACUGAACAUACAGGCUAGAGCACCUGAUUCUCCUUGUAUCAUCGUCGGCACCCAUCACGACAUGCUGACACCAGAAGAAAGACGUUCAAAUCUCUUACCAACCUUACAACAGAUGAUCCGUGAUCGUUACAUCGCAAGGGAGUUUGGCGGAGGCGUUCAAAACCCCAGGGAUCGAGGCCUACCCAAGGUUAUGAAUACAAUAGAAGUGAGCUCAAAAACUGGAUACCAUGUGAGGGAACUACGGCAUAUGAUCUAUAACAAGGCGCUGGAAAUCAAAGAGAGAGGUAGUCGCACUCCAUUACUAGAGACUCCGAUACCUGCUAGUUACAUAUAUGUCGAAGAGGUUGUGGGGAAGAUAAGAGAUUGCUGUUACCAAGACGACCAGACGCCUGUCAUGAGAUCAGAGAACUUCCGUAACGCUGUCCAGAAGGAAUUAGGCAAACAAGGCAGACACCUGCGUGACUUAGAAGAACUAGAGCAAGCCACCAAGUUCUUGCAUGACAAUGGUGUGCUUUUACAUUACGACGAUCCAUUGUUGCGUGACUUGUACUUCUUGGAUCCACAGUGGUUGUGUGACAUGUUGGCUCAUGUAGUCACGAUAAGGGAGGUCAAUCCUCAUAUCAACAAUGGCGUCAUGAAGUUGUCAGAUCUUUCUCACAUCUUCCGAAGCGAGAACUUCCCCGCCAAUUUAAUAAAACAGUACAUCAAUCUCUUGAGCAAAUUCGAAGUCGCCCUGCCAUGGAGCGCUGAGUACCUUUUAGUCCCAUCCCUACUCCCCGACAGGCAGCAAAUAAGUAACCAACCAAUAUCACCCGAGGUUAGCCCGAUAGUGUCACGUGCUAUGAACAUGGCUGCGUACACCAAGACACGUGUAUUGAGACGACAGUACGUCAUGUCUUAUGUUCCUAGUGGAUUUUGGCCAAGACUGAUUACCAGGAUAAUAGCUGAUGAAGAGGUGCGUGACGUAGUGCGGAGCUGUUGUCAGCUGGUUAUGGAAGGAGAAGCAGUCGAAACUGAUAAAGAGAAGCUUGCAUCGGUGGCCCAGCCAGAUUGGUCGUGCUGGAAAACUGGUGUCGAGUUGUCUUGCUUUGGUGUAAAGAUGUUGAGGAUCUGUGACUUGGAGGGAUAUCCUUUCUAUGGUGCACCAGAGGGAGCAUUUUACCCUCUUCACUACCGUAACGAGCCGCACGACCCAACCUCCUACUCUACCAUCGCCAUCAUUGCUCCUUGUGUCAACAUUCUGAUGGAGAAAUUCGUGCAGAAGAAAAGAAUAUCCAGAAGAAGAAGUGGCAAGCACCCGAUGAACAGACGUGGUGAUGAUGAUGACGACAACCCUCCUGAAUCUCGCCAAGUGAUUGGUUUUCGCGUCAAGUCUGUGACAGACUUCGGUGUUCAGCUCGCUGCUCGUCUUCUCGCCAUAGUAGUCGAACACUUCGAUACUCUCAUAACUGACUGGUUCCCAGGCCUCGAUGCUCUAACCGUCCAUGGAUAUCGCCUGGUCUCUAGGAUUACACCCUGCCCGAAAUGCAUUAAAGAGGUAUCGGGUGUUGAGGAUGAUCCGGAGGGUGACUGCCCGGGGGGUGUACCGUAUACCCAACAGAAUGACAGUGGAGCUCACUUGACUACUGAUGGUAGUAGUGCUAGUGCCUCCCCCUGGCCUAGUCCUGUACAUGCUGCUAUUAAAAGAGAUCCUAGGAUCGGCGCUACAUCACCAGACAAAAGAUCCAGUCUUCAGAGCCAAGGGAGUACCACCGGGGAAUUAACCCCCGACCCAUUCGGCGAGACACCCCUUUCCCCGCCCUUCAUUCAAGUCCCCGAUGGAUCACCACCGGACAGAUUCACCUUCAAGUCUGUAAGUAGUGGACUGGGCACUAAUGACAGUUCGAGCUAUUUUGAGGAUACCAGUGACCAAACUUCCGGGAGUGCCGAUGAACCCGAUACUGACUGCAGCGGUGAACCGAAUACUCAAAAAGGGCGAAAAGGAAAAAACAAGAGACCGAUGAUCGGCAGUAGCGGUAGUGAUAGGUCACGUGGUAGCGAGGAGUUCAACAGUCAUGACAGUAAAGCCAGCCACAGCAGCAGUGAUCAUCAGUUUGGGUCACAGACAGACUCGCAGAGAAGCAGAGGUAGUACCGAAAGCACCAGUAGUUUUAACCGUAGUGGUCGAUAUGGUUCAUUCAGGCGACGCCCGACCGAGUCUGACACCGUUAUCUAUGCCUUCGAGUUCGAGGAGUGUGUCCUGAGUGCGUACAAUGCUGAACCUAUCAAAUGUCCUGACCAUGGUUUAAUGAAUCUACGAGAGAUUGCUCCCGACGUGAUGUUCGAAGACAUCGCCCCAAAUCUGGCUAUCCAUUCUGGUAACCUCACUCGUGGUCGGUUCCUUGGUAAAGGUACAUUCGGUUCAGUCUUCCGCGGAGAGCUCAAAGGCGCGGCCGGUGAUUCUUUGGCUAUUGCCAUGAAGAUGCCGUUGAACAAUGAUGUUGGUGAAGACGCCAAACCAGAAGAACGACAGGCAGCUGAAGCAGCGAAAAGAGCGCUAAGGGACAACCCUACCAUGGCUCUCAAUGACGCUUACAGGACUGUGCGUCAAGAGAUUUCCAUCUUGCUUCCACUGCGACACCCGAACAUCGUGUCUCUAACUGGUUUUUGCCUCAGCCCCUUGUGCAUGGUCAUCGAGUUCGCGCCUCUCGGGGCACUGGAUCGGGUUUUAGCCAAUUACAAAAGAGCAGGCGCUCGACUGAACCCUUACGUCAUUCAAAAAUGCAUCGUUCAGUGCUCCUCGGCCUUAAAGUAUCUCCACAAGCAUCACAUCAUUUACCGAGAUCUCAAGUCAGAGAACAUUCUAGUCUGGACUUUCCCCCAGCCCCACGCAGACCAGGGAACGCACGAGGUUUUCAUCAAGCUGGCUGACUACGGUAUUAGCCGUACAGCGGCUUUAGCUGGAAUGAAGGGGCUUGGGGGCACCCCAGGGUUUAUGGCCCCGGAAAUUGAAAAGUACGUUGGGAAGGAGUGCUAUACAGACAAGGUUGAUACGUUCUCUUUUGGUAUGUACAUCUACGAGCUACUUACUCUUCAUCAACCCUUCUGUGACUUCAGUCCGGCCCAGGUCAAACAGAUGAUCGUAGAAGGACAACGACCACCUCUGACACCAAAGGACCGCAAGGGACCUGUAUUCGCUAUGGACCUCAUGGCGUGGUGCUGGGAACAAGACUCCGAUAAACGCCCCACCUCGGCCCAGGUCUACGCAUUUGCUUCUUUACCAGAAUUCGCGCGCCUGACAGACGUGCUUACAUUCGACAAGCAGCUGAACAUCAGCUGUGCUGUCACCGCGGGCUCACGGGUUACAUCAGGGUGUGGCGCGGAUGGCAGACCAAGUGUUGGCAAUGAAGUCUGGCUGUGUAGGAGCGAACUGAAUGCUGGGACAGGAACGGGAAAGAUUAAUGUUGUUAAAUACAGUGGUGGACGAUUUAGCCAUAAAGAGGAACUGACAGUUGGUAAGUCAUGUAUUCGCGUGGCCUGUAGUGUUGGUAGUACAGUAUGGCUGGGUACAGAAUCGGGAACCCUACACGUGUACUGUGGUAUAACAUACCGCGAGCUCUGCAAGGGUGUGAUCAAACGUGCCAAGUACAUCCUAAGCAUGGCGCACAUUCCUCGCUGCAACUGGGUGUUAGUAUCUCUCGCAGAUGGUUCAAUACUCGCGUACGAUGACAACAUAUGUAAUCAUUACUACUACGGUGAUUCACCAUCCCACAGCCCGAAGCAAGAACUAUUGCCAAGCCGGGGGUACCCGGGGAAUGGAAACCCCAUUCAUUGUAUUGCAUCGGUACCGGUUAUGUACCCUCGGAUAACCGACCCUACGAGUGCGGAGGACACAACUCGUGUAAGUCCUGAGCCGACAGAAGACUAUAUAUGCGAGGUAUGGUGCGGGCAGGAGAAAGGGGAGAUCACUGUACUCGACGGUGAAGAACUCCAAAAGAUCUCUACAAUGCCAGCGGAAGAUUCAGAUUCUGAAGUAACGAUACUAAAGGAGCAGAGUGUCUCGCAUCUCGUGACGUGUAGAACCUUUAAAUCUGCGAUAAAUAACGACGAUCCACUCGCUAAGUCUGUAUGGGUUGCGCUCUAUCCUGGGACUCGUGUCUUCAGAUGGGAUGCGCAAGAGAAGAGGACGGUUAGAAGUGUUGACUGCGCGUCAUAUAAACCUAAAUUUGAAGUUCCAAAGUCAGGAAAAGGUAGCUUGCAACGAACAGGUUGUAUUCGUCAAGGACAGCUCAGCGCUGUUCGUGCCCAGGUCAACUCGUUACUAGCCGUCGAUAAAGAGCUGUACAUUGGCACUAACUGGGGCUGCAUCUUGGUUUGUGACAACCUCUCACUCACAGUCUACUCCGUCAUUCGUUGCCACGAGGAAACACUAAGCUAUCUAUUACCGCUGGUCAGCAGUCCGGUGGGCGUGCAUUCAAAUACCCACAAUGCACUUGUCAUGAGCUUCGGAGGAGGCUAUCGCAACAUCGGGGCUGGUCUCCAUGGAAACAACCCGUAUCCUAGUCGCCGCAGUGGGAAACCGCUGGGAAGGCGCGAAUCGGUGAUACUAGUUUGGCUGGCUGACUCUUGGGAUACCAGUUGACCAAUCAGAUCUUACUAUACUUGGCCAGGUAAAGAUGACUCGACAUAGGCCUCUCAGGCGAGCGUUGAUUUUAGCCAAGAGAAUCUUACAUCUAAAGACAAUUAUUGAAAUAUCUCUCAAAUUUGCCUGCCAGCCAACCUAUUUCUUUGGACGUCAAAGAAACCCAUUGACCACACCCUAUGGCAGAUGGAAGGACUUCAAGUCCUUAUUGUCUCAUCUUAUGUCUCUCAAAAGUCUCAUAGACACUAUUAGUAAUUUGCUCAUCCUGUAUAGUCAGUCUAGAUAGGGCUGUACGAUGCCAGAAUAAGCUGUCUGUGCUCAUAAGUACAGAAUAUAUAAGCCCUAGUGAAAAUUCAGGCGAAGAGACGCAUUAGCUCAGAGUAAUUUUUAUUUUUUUACUUAUUAUUAUUUUAUUAUUAUUAUUAAUUUUUUGUGUUAGAUUUUAGAUUGAAAGUACUAGGAAAUGGGUGAUUGAAAAACUGAAUCUCAUUCAGUAGCCGCGUUAAAUGUUGCUAUUUCGAAUAACUAUAAAUAAUAAUUUACCUUACCAGUUAGUAAUAGGAUAGCACAUUUUAGAAACUACAUCAUGGAUACUGGAUACAUGGAUACAUCACUAAUCAUGGGCUGCUUCUUAUUUAUCAUUAGUAUUUCCUUCCAUGAUCAAGACUUAAAUUUGGGUAAAAAUCUAUGAACCAUUGAAUAAACAUUAACAAUUGUCUUAAAUUAAACAAAAUAUUAAUGGGAAGUCUCUUCCAUCCAAUUGUUCUCAUUUGAAAAGGGAAGACAAAAUCAAAGACAUAUUUCUUUAUUAUUUUCUCAAGAAACCAAAAAGAAUUAAUUCCACAAUUCAGUAGAUUAAAAAUGUCAAACUAAGUUAAGAAAAAUAGAAGUUUCCCAUUUCAGUUCAAUUAGAAUAGAAAAAAAAAAGAGUUCGGGAUUGUGGAUGAAUGAGUAAAAUGACGUGUUAUGGGCAUGCAUGAUUUAGUAGUGAUUGCUAUGCUCUUAUUUAUUCACGUUGUGGUUGAUGGGAAGGAUCAGGGAGGGAUUUAGUGCCUUGGCGCGCGUUAAUUAAAAGUGAAAACGUAAGUGACGACUGGGAACGAGUCUGAAUUCAAGAACCAUUUCAAAUCCUUUUAACUUAUCAGAAAUAAUCAUGAAAAUUUGGGUAUAUAUUGAUCGACUAGGUGAAGUAUAAACGAUUCGUUUUCAUUAGCAAUACUUCUAGAAUUUUCUUGCGUUUUAAUGGUUUUCAGUUCAAUAUAUCUUGAAAUUACUUUUUUUCCCUGAGGUCACUUGCGUCUUUGUAGCGCUAACAACUAGCGAAAUUUUAUAGUUUUUUUGCAGCAAGCAUUUUCAGGUUUAGUCAUUGCGGGUAGAUAUAUGGGUCUUGGAUUAUUGAAUUAUAUCCGUGAACUAGUAAAAUGUUAAAUUUUUCUUUUA
Molecule: messenger RNA, 9839 nt
Organism: Actinia tenebrosa (Australian red waratah sea anemone)
Lineage: Eukaryota; Metazoa; Cnidaria; Anthozoa; Actiniaria; Actiniidae
Product: leucine-rich repeat serine/threonine-protein kinase 1
Biological process (GO): protein phosphorylation
Molecular function (GO): protein binding; ATP binding; protein kinase activity
Source: RefSeq, a predicted model, not a curated record